Messenger RNA from Cyanidioschyzon merolae strain 10D, 5076 nucleotides. Its product is annotated as eukaryotic translation initiation factor eIF-4F. Gene Ontology annotation, molecular function: protein binding; translation initiation factor activity; mRNA binding. NCBI's taxonomy places the organism in Eukaryota, Rhodophyta, Bangiophyceae, Cyanidiales, Cyanidiaceae. Gene Ontology annotation, cellular component: eukaryotic translation initiation factor 4F complex. The transcript has a single exon. The record is from RefSeq and is a predicted model, not a curated record. Bases 1 to 5076 code for a protein of 1691 amino acids.
AUGGAAAAGUCGAGCUUACAACCUAGCUCCGAACGGCCGGUCGGAGGUGCGCAUUGUGACGCGAAGAGACAGGUGGCAGGCAGCGCGGCGACGGGCACUGGCGCCGCUGGCGUUGGAGGCAGUGCGGCACUGGGUACUCCCUCGUCCCAGAGCGGUGUGGGCGCGCGAACCUCGGGGUACGCAGCUAUCGUUAGCAGAGGAUCAGCUACUGGGGGUGGCGGGGCGGUUGCUUCGCAUCCAAGUGGUACGACGCCAGUAGACUCGGGAGCGCCUGGCGGAAACGGGGCCGCCGUUCAGCACAAAAUUUCCAUAGAACCUGAAGGACCUACGGCAGCGACAGCCGUGGGGCGCUCCACCGCUGGCGUUCCUGCUGGAGGUGGAGGUGCGGCGCAAACCUUUGCCCCUGUGGACGGACGAAUGCCAGUCAACCCCGGUACGAUGUCGCCGUGGAGCAGCAACAUAGCGCUGGCCACGAAUUCUACGAAUUGGGGUGGAGCAAUCCCAGCUGCUGUUGCCGGUGCCGAUGCGACUUCGGGUCGUGGAGGCAAUGCUGCAGCCUAUGGCGGCGGCAUGGUGCGGGCGCCGCCACCGAGUACUGUGGGCAGCAUUGCUCGUCCGGGGCCAGCUGCGCAUCACGGCCGCUCACCGUACGCGGGAGCAUCGAGCAGGCCGUCAGCCAGUACGCGCGGCGCGCCCGCUGCAGCGUUCGCAAGAGACGGAACCAGUAGUGCUUACGGACCGAAUGUCGUAUACGGAGGUGGCAGCGGUAGCGGCGGAAUUUCUCACAUGGGAGCGAUGGGCAUGACGAGCUUCAGCGGCGCGACAGCGUACAUGAAUCCGAAUGAAAUGGCUGCCUAUAUGCCCGAUAUGCAACAGGCUGCCGGCUUUAAUAUGUACGUUCCGCCCCAGUACUAUGGGGGCCUGCGUAAUCCCAUGAUAGGCGGCACAGAAUACAUCCCUUAUGGCAUGCCGUUUAACCCGGCAGCGAAUGCAGCUGCAUUUUACAGGCAGCAAUAUCAACAGCAGGCCAGGGCGCCCAUGAAUACCGGUGUUGCGACGAGUAGUGACCGUAGUGUUUCGCCCCUGGCAGGCAACUCGUCGAAUACAAAUGGUGAAAUCGAUGUGCAGACCGCUACCGUAGCAGCUCCGCCCUCCGGAUCGGUUCGCUCCAAUGCACACGCAUCAAGCGUGGCUACGCGCGCUGCAGGCUCGACGACUUCGUCGCCCUCUAGCAGUGGCGAGGUAGCACCAGACGCCAUGGGUAUACUGCCAAAUCUGGGUAUUACUGGAGAAGGAACUGUAUUAAUGCGGGCUGGUGGUGAGCGAAAUGUCACCGGGUUUCAAGGCUUUGCGAGCAGCGCGGCUCCGAUGAACCGUGAAGUAGAUCGCCCACUAGUGCCUCCGAUCCCGCCAAGGCGAGAGAAAAAGAUACUCAAAAUUGUUGAUCCGGAGACAGGCAAGGAGAUCAACUUGGGCUCUGUCCAAGAGGAGCUGGCGACCGCUACGGGGCACGGGCAGCCUGCGAAGGCCCCAGAUGCCAAAGCUCCAGCAGCUGAAACGUCUGAGGAAGAGCGCGCUCCACAGGUCCCAGCAAACUCAGCAGCUGAGGAGACUCGAGGCCCCGAGGUGAGCCAGAUCGAAGUGGAAGACGGGCUCGCCCGUGGACCAGACGCUGCGAGCUCAGGAAUACGGAAACAACCCGUUGAGCACGGCCUUCCAGCGACGCCGUUGCCUGAAAGUGAGUCGCUUGAUCGCCCGAAUGAAAAGGAAUCUCUGGGGGCAACGCGACCGGAGCUUGAGGAAUUCAGGUCCGCUGCGGUGCGCGCUCAAUUCGAUUCGGCAAAUUUCGCAGUGCAUUCAGAGACGCGCGAUCGCUUCGAUGUUCGCGUAGAGCAUGAUUCAGCAUCCACUGCAGGUCUUUUGCAGCCCGAGAAUACGAGUACGGGCAUGGUGUCCGACGCUGGCGAUGUCAAAAGCGUAGUAAGUGCUGAAUCUGCGAAAGUCGAUGUAAGCACUCAGAACGGCUACUUUGAGUCACCGUAUCGCGAAGUAUCGCCUGCGAUAGCGGUGCAAGAUACAUUGGAGCCAUCGUCGACUCGUGUUGCGGAGACAGAGCUUGUUGCCAUGACCAAGGCGCUGGCAGAUGUACGAAUAGAGACGCAAGAGGAUCGCACUGAGGCCAGUGAACAGCAAAAAGCGCCGAGCACCGCAGAGCCGUCGGCGAUGGAUACGGUGCACGCAGAGGCGCGCACUGCGGCAACAGCGCAGCGCGACAAGCCAUCGGAACCCACUGAAGAAGCCGACAUGGACUCGUCGCCACUUGAGAUGACACCACAUGAAUCCGAUCGAGAAGACAUCCUCUCAACUGUUGAUACAGAGCCAGUUCCAGAUGACGCAUCUGAAUCAUCAUCGCUUGUGGAUGACGAGGAAACGACUCACCCGGGUGUGCUCGUGUUCGGACCCGGCGAACGUCGAAUGUACCCGCGAGAAUGGCUACUUCGCAUGCGGGAUAUAUGUGUUGAGUGCCCGCCCGAGGUUCAUCAGUGUGAGAUUCGUGCUGGUGCGAGUUUCGAAAGCGUACAACAACGCCGAUCUGGCGGUGGCGGUGGUGGUGGUGGUGGUGGCGGUCGCGCGCGUCACGGCACCGGCGGCACUGCAUCGAGCCGUGGUGCGCCCGGUGCUGGCAAAGGCGACGGCAUGGACUUGGCGAAUGCGCGGGCGCGCGCUCCACCGGUUGCAUCCACAGGUGGCGAAUCAGACCGACGUGGUCAUCGUGGCGGCGGUGGACGUGGUAAUCGCCGCGGCGCCAACGCUGCCGUCAUCGAGGAGGCGUUGGCGCUGCUGCCGCGAGCCGAGAAUGCCUGGCGGCCCCGCAAGGUACCCGAAUCGGAAGUGGAGCGCAAAGUGCGGACGGUUCGCUCCAUUCUGAACAAACUGACAUUGGAGAAGUUUGAACCUUUGUAUCAACAACUCCUGAGUAUCAACAUCGACAGCCUUGAGGUUUUACGUGGAGUUGUGAAGGAAAUUUUCGAAAAAGCGUUGCUAGAACCAAAUUUCGGAGCCAUGUAUGCGGAGCUUUGCGCACGCCUAGCAGUCGACUUGGAGAAAGUAAUCGAGGGGAACGAAGCGUUCAUCGAAGACGGGAAGUUGCAGACCUUCAAACGGAUUCUUUUGCGAUACUGUCAGCGCGAGUUUGAGGGCAACUCAUCGCCGGUCAUCCCGGAGGGUGCAUCACCCGAGGAAGCGCAGGAGAUCGCAACCAAAGCCAAACUACGCAUGUUGGGCAACAUGGUGUUCAUCGGGCAUCUUUAUCGGAACAAGCUUCUUUCCGAUAAGGUUAUUCAUGCGUCGUGUUUCGCAACGCUGCUGAAAUUGAGUAACCAGCCUCAACCGGACGAGGAUGCCAUCGAGUGCAUGUGCAAGCUAAUGACCACUGUGGGAGAGAAGCUCGACAACAGCAAUCCCAAGUCGCGCGAGCUGAUGCGCGAGUACUUUGCGAAAUUCGUUGAAAUGAGCCAGCGGCCGGACUUGCCAGCGCGAUUCCGUUUCAUGCUUCAGGACCUGAUCGACUUGCGAAAUAACCGAUGGGUCCAGCGGCGAUCAGAUGGCGGGGCGCGCACCAUUCGAGAAAUUCACGAGCAGGUGCGUCGCGAACAGCUCCAACAGCAACAGUUGAAGCGCCGACCAAGCGGGUUGCUUUUGAGCGGCCCGUCGGGACGCCGCAUACCCGGCAGCGCCGGCAACGGCCCUGGAUCCACUUCGCUUGGCGGCGGUGGCGCUUCGGCGCAUGCACAGACACCGAGUCCUCGCAUGAUGACGCCCGUCAUGUCGAAUGACGCGCGUCGGGAGCGCUCGAGCUCAGCGCUGCAGCCUGGUUGGGAACGCGUUCAACGAGCAGUUCCAGAGACAAAGGAAGCUGCUCGCGCGCUUGAUCUGGGCACGGUGCGGCUGCGGCCUCAUGGUGGUCGACGGUCGCCAGCGCCGAGUGCCGCAUCGACACCAUCGCUGGGAACUCCGCGCAACUCGUUUGCAGCAUUGCAGGACGAGCAGAUGCCGCUCUCUCCGGAGCCAACCAGUGGAACAGACGAGGUCGAUUCAGAGCAGCCAGCUGCUGGAAUUGCGGAGCGUUCUGAGCGGUCAAGCGCUCAUCCUUCUGCGACGCAAGCCGAUGAGAUGGAGAAGAUACCCGAAUGGGAACCCAACCGAGUCGAGCGGCGGGCCAAGACCAUUUACGACGAAUGGAUGGCAUUGCGCGACGUGAAAGAGGCGCGUCUUGCGCUGGCUGAAGUGCCGCCUCGCUCGAGAGCAGCGCUCGUAGCGAACAUCGUCCAGCGUUCGUUAGAUCUCUCUGGCGAACAACGCGAGCACCUGCUACGGCUCUUCACCGAGACGGUGCAUGCGCGACUCGUUCCCCUGGAUGACAUCGCCACAGCGGAACCUGUCGCGAAUGACACUCGAAGCGGUGCCGAUGCAUCCGCACGAGUAGCACCAGAUCAGCAGACGCCUCUACCCGGAGAGCAUUCCAACUCGUCACUGGUGCGACCACUGGAACCCAUGCACCUUCGGAGGGCGACGACGCUGAUCUUGGCAGAUCUAGAGGAUUUGGUCAUUGAUCACCCGCGAGCGCUCUCGUUUUUGGCACACUGGCUUGCCCACUGUCUCGUGCAGACAACGGUUGCUGCCGAUACUCAAGAGCAGCGUGCCCAGCCGCAGGGCGCGGGCGUGAGUCUCUGGGGCCGCCCCGUCACCGCCCGUGAUGCCGCUGCAGCGCUACGCGAGCUUCUGCUUCCAGUUGUUGACUCGUGGCUGGCAAACGGCUCCGACUUGGCGUUACCGCUGGUUGCACACACUGCCGAUGCCCUGCGGACACGCUCACCACUCUUCACCGACGACCAGCUCGCGGCGUUUUUGAGGGCGCUUGCGCUCCCCUGGGCCGCAUGGGCUACUGCUGCUACUGGUGCUUCUGGUGCAUCAGCGACCGAUCAGGAUGUAUCUCGCCAUAUUCGCGCGGAGUUUGCUCGCGUCGGACUCGAAACCGUAUGGUCCAAUGUCGCCUCUGCUGCUGCUGCGGACUGA